Nasonia vitripennis (jewel wasp) is the source of this 2243-nucleotide messenger RNA. RefSeq lists its product as uncharacterized. The record is from RefSeq and is a predicted model, not a curated record. NCBI's taxonomy places the organism in Eukaryota, Metazoa, Arthropoda, Insecta, Hymenoptera, Pteromalidae. The transcript is spliced from 8 exons. The coding region runs from base 299 to 1921 and encodes 540 amino acids.
UGGGGUAUGUACAGCAGACGAAGGAGGAGAAGCCUGGAUGCGUACCUAUACAGAAGCCAUCUUGGCCAUCUGCUCUAACUGCUCCGAAAUAAGUCUCCGAAAUCGCUCCGAAAUUCGUUUUUAAAAUCGUGCUGUGUACUUAAUAGGUUUCUUAGUGAACUCGGGCUCCGUACUGUAGUCGUUGGAUAUUCAGAACGAAAUAACAAGUUGUUCACAAUGUUCUCUGUCUGUGAUCGCGUGAUUUUUGCGUAGUUUGUGAAACUUGUACGAGUACAAGAAUUUUCUGCAGCGUAGAACAAUGGCACCACGUCCAGGAAGAACACGUGUAUGGAAUCGAAUGUCCAAUAUACAAAUGGAGACCUUGAUCACCUAUAUGGAACAGCACACGUUGUUUGCAAGGGGACAAAUUCCUAAGCUUGGAUCUCAAGGUCAGGUUAAGUACAGAAAGAUGUGGAUGGAAUUAUGUACAACAUUGAAUGGAAUGGGACCUUGCAUAACUGACGUCAAGGGAUGGCAGGAGAAAUGGACUCGAAUGCGACUAUCAGCCAAAUCUCAAAAGACGCAAUUCAAUAGAGCAUGGAAUAAGACUGGCCAUGAUGAGCAAACUAUUGUCUUAAGUUCAAACAAUGAAAGGAUUUCAGGCAUUUUUGGUAAAUAUGGAAGUGGUGUUAAUAUUGGACGAGAGCUAGGGUUCUCUAAGUGUACGUGGGUACGGAAGACAUCUCAAGAAGCACCUACAUGUCCACGUACAUGUGAUGAUGAGCUUGAUUGGCUUGAAGACUUUCAUUCAGUUUGCUUUCGAGUUUCUCCAAUUUUUCAAGAAAUUCCAAAGCACAUGGAAUAUUUCAUGAAGAUUUUUGAUGAAAAUCGUUGUUCAUCUAUUUUUCUUGCAAUGCAAAGGAAAAAGGGAAAGGGGAAGCAACCCAUCCAAAAACCCAGCCUCUCACAAAUGCUAGCUCUCGUAGACGUGAUCGAGCGGCACCUGGAGAUCGUCUUGGAUCAUCCUGGCGAUGAUACGAACCACGCUACCUGGGAGGUUGUGGCACUUUUUGCUAAUAAAGCAGACGAAGACGGCGUUCAAAAAAAUGGAAAGUCAUGGAGAAAGACUUGGUGCGAUCUCAUACUGUCAGCAAAGCAGAAUGUUUAUUUGGUUGAACAGAAUAUACGGCAAAAUCCAUUGCCAGAUCACCACAUGAAGGCGAUACAAAUUGUGACAAGAGCAGAGCAAGUAAAAUCUUUCUCAGCGAGACGCACUCAAGUACAGCAAAAUAAUGCUGUUGUCAGUCGAAGACUUUCUUCUUCUUCAGCGCUCAAGAGAGCAAGGAUGGAAGGCAAUCCUGCAGGAUUUGGAGACGAAGAUGGGCCAUCAACCAGCAGUGGAUACAGAAGUGCUACAAGUUACGUCAAUCGACAUUUGCCAACUGCAGCUUUGCCAACUGCAGCUCAACCGUCAUCACCUUGGAGUACAAAUAACGCUGGAACCACAACUGCUACCACAACUUCCAGCUCUAACAUGUGUUCUAAUUCAACUGCAGGCACAACAGCUGCAGCUGAAAAAAGUAGUGCUUUUAUCAAAGCUUUUGACUCAAAAAUAAAGGAGUUGGUUGAUGUAUUAGCAGCACAGUUUAUAUCCUGUUUCGAGCAGCAGAAUGUGCUUUUGCAAAAUUGCUUUGCGAAGCAGAAUGAACUGCUCUUGAAAAUACAAACCAAUGAUUUGGUUAAUGAUGCAGCACAAGAUGAUGAAGAUGAAGUGCCACUUCCGGAUAACCCACAACCUUCGUCUCCUAGAAAUGCUCCUGUAGUCGAAGAGGAAACUGAAGAAACUGAAUAUACGGCAAGUGGAACAGUUGAAUCUUUUUUAGAAGAUCAUGGUGAUGAUGAUGGUUUCAUCUAUGAAACUUUAGAUAAUGAUUUUUAUUAAAUUCAAGAGAAAUGCCCGAUAUGCCUGGAUGUAUUGACCAGACCAGCCAUCAUACCAAGAUGUGCCCAUGUGUUCUGCUAUGAAUGCAUUUACGAGUGGGUCGAUAAGGAGCUUGAGUGCCCAUUGUGCAGAAUAAUAAUUAAUACUUUUGAUAUUGCUGAGUUGCCAUAGCCUCACUUUAAUAGUUUUAUUGUAACCUACAUUUUCGCAUUUUUGUAUUACGUUUUCUAAUAAUACUUUAUAAUUACAUUUAUAAAACUACCUAUUUUUGUACUUUUUGUAAGUUUUGUAAAAAAAAUCAAUAAAGAGUGAAUUGACUUGA